Messenger RNA from Kuraishia capsulata CBS 1993, 2628 nucleotides. RefSeq lists its product as uncharacterized. Lineage: Eukaryota; Fungi; Ascomycota; Pichiomycetes; Pichiales; Pichiaceae. Gene Ontology annotation, molecular function: ribonucleoside-diphosphate reductase activity, thioredoxin disulfide as acceptor; ATP binding. The transcript has a single exon. Gene Ontology annotation, cellular component: ribonucleoside-diphosphate reductase complex. The record is from RefSeq and is a predicted model, not a curated record. The coding region runs from base 1 to 2628 and encodes 875 amino acids. Gene Ontology annotation, biological process: deoxyribonucleotide biosynthetic process; DNA replication.
AUGCACGUUUACAAGAGGGAUGGCCGCAAGGAGCCGGUUCGUUUUGACAAGAUCACGGCCAGAAUUUCGCGUCUGUGUUACGGUCUUGAUUCCAACCACGUUGAUGCCGUUGCUAUAACACAACGUGUAAUCUCGGGUGUGUACCAGGGAGUCACCACCAUCGAACUCGACAACCUUGCUGCCGAGACAGCUGCCUACAUGACCACCAUUCACCCGGACUAUGCCAUUCUUGCUGCCAGAAUCGCGGUCUCCAACUUGCACAAGCAAACUACUAAGGUGUUCUCGCAGGUUAUCUCCGAACUGUACCAUUAUAUCAACCCAAAGAACGACAAGCACUCGCCUAUGGUGUCCAAAGAAACCUACGAUAUUGUUCAGGCCAACGCCGACGAGCUGAACUCCGCCAUUGUCUACGACAGAGACUUCCAGUACAACUACUUUGGUUUCAAGACCAUGGAGCGUUCUUAUUUGUUGAGAGUCAACGGUAAGGUUGCCGAAAGACCACAGCAUUUGAUCAUGCGUGUUUCUAUCGGAAUCCACGGAGACGACAUUGCCAAGGCCAUCGAGACCUACAACUACAUGUCUGAGAGAUACUUCACCCACGGUUCUCCAACUCUUUUCAAUUCGGGUACUCCCCACAACCAGAUGUCGUCAUGUUUCCUCGUUGCCAUGAAGGAGGACUCCAUUGACGGUAUCUACGACACUCUCAAACAGUGUGCACUUAUCUCAAAGAGUGCAGGUGGUAUUGGUCUUCACAUCCAUAACAUUCGUUCCACAGGUUCGUACAUUGCCGGAACCAACGGUACUUCCAACGGUCUUAUUCCAAUGGUCCGUGUCUUCAACAACACAGCGCGUUACGUUGACCAAGGUGGAAACAAGAGACCUGGUGCAUUUGCUCUUUACCUUGAGCCAUGGCACGCGGAUGUCUUCGAUUUCAUCGACAUCAGAAAGAACCACGGAAAGGAGGAAAUUAGAGCCAGAGACCUGUUCCCCGCUUUGUGGAUCCCUGAUUUGUUCAUGGAGCGUGUUGAGAAGAAUCAGAGCUGGACCCUGUUCUCCCCAUCCGAAGCUCCUGGUUUGAGUGAUGUUUACGGUGACGAGUUCAAGGAAUUGUACGAGCGUUAUGAGAGAGAAGGUCGCGGUAAGGACACCAUCAAGGCUCAGAAGCUUUGGUAUGCCAUCUUGGAGGCCCAAACCGAAACUGGUACUCCUUUCAUGCUCUACAAAGAUGCUUGUAACAAGAAGUCCAACCAGAAGAACUUGGGUAUCAUCAAGUCCUCUAACUUGUGUUGUGAGAUUGUUGAGUAUUCCGACAAGGAUGAGACCGCUGUGUGUAAUUUGGCAUCUAUUGCCUUGCCAGCAUUCAUCGAGUCUGACGACAAGACUUCCUGGUACAACUUUGAUCGUCUUCACGACAUUGCCAAGGUUGUCACCCGCAACUUGAACAGAAUCAUCGACAGAAACUACUAUCCAGUUCCAGAGGCCAAGAGAUCCAAUAUGCGUCACCGUCCUAUUGCUGUUGGUGUCCAGGGUUUGGCUGAUGCUUUCAUGAGACUGCGUAUUCCAUUCGAUUCCCCAGAGGCCAAGGAACUUAACAUUCAGAUGUUCGAGACUAUCUACCACGGUGCUUUGGAGGCUUCCAUGGAACUGGCUACUGAGGAAGGUGCCUACGAAACUUUCCAAGGUUCUCCAGCUUCUAAGGGCUUGCUCCAAUUUGAUCUUUGGAACAAGAAGCCUACUGAUUUGUGGGAGUGGGAUUCACUCAAACAGAAGAUCAUUACUAAGGGUCUCAGAAACUCUUUGCUUGUGGCUCCAAUGCCAACUGCAUCCACAUCACAGAUUCUUGGUUACAACGAGUGUUUCGAGCCAUACACCUCUAACAUUUACUCUCGUCGUGUGCUUGCUGGUGAGUUCCAAAUUGUUAACCCAUACCUUUUGCGUGAUCUUGUUGAUCUCGGUUUGUGGAACGAUGGAAUGAAGAAUUUCAUCAUCUCCGACAACGGUUCUAUCCAAAAUCUGCCAAAUGUGCCCGAUGAGCUCAAGCGUCUGUACAAGACGGUUUGGGAGCUUUCGCAGAAGACGAUCAUUGAUAUGGCAGCCGACAGAGCUGCUUACAUUGACCAAUCGCAAUCCAUGAACAUCCACCUCAAGGACCCUACUAUGGGUAAGCUGACCAGUAUGCAUUUCUACGGAUGGAAGAAGGGUUUGAAGACCGGAAUGUACUAUUUGCGUACUCAGGCUGCUGCUGCUGCCAUCCAGUUCACCGUGGACCAAGAUGCUGCCUCCUCUGCUUCGCUGACUGUUGCCUCGCUAGAGAAGCUUAAGGUGAAGAAAUACGUUGCUAGAAAGACUGCCCCUGUUGAGGACAACUCGUUCUCUUCUGCAGACUCCAAGGAAUCGACUCCAGCACCAGAGUCCGAGCCAACCUCGCUGGAAAACAGCCUUGCUGAGCUCCAGGUUCAGGACAAGCCUCUUCCGGUUCCAGUUCCGGUUGCCGAGAAAGAAGAGGAACCAGAGACUGCUGCUGCUGCUGUUGAUGAAGACGAUCAGACUGAAGCUGAUAUCUUCAGCUCCAAGGUGAUUGCGUGUGCCAUAAACAACCCAGAGUCUUGCCAGAUGUGUUCUGGUUGA